ACCACCAUCCUCUCCUUCCGCUCCUUCCAUGGCCGGGCCUGAGGAUCCCCUCCCCGUCCUCGCGGCCGCGCCCCGCCGAAGCGCCGCCUCCCCUUCCACCGAGUACGGCCAGCCCAUGAUCUCCUCCACCGCCGUCACCCUCGUCGAGCCCCCACGUCGCCGCCGCCCCCGCCGCGUCCUCCGCCUCAUCCGCGCCAUCUGCCGCACCCUCCCCCUCUUCACCCCGCGGUGCCACCUCCCUCAGACCACGUGCAAGCUUCUCCACGCGCCCCCGUCCCUGUCCUCCUGCUCCGUGUCCCACCUGCCCUCCAGCCGCUCCACCACAGCCUCCAUCGCCGCCGCCAGCCACGUCACGGGCACCCUCUUCGGCCCCCGGCGCGGCCGCGUCACCCUCUCCCUCCAGGAGAACCCCCGGUGCUUCCCCUCCCUGGUGGUGGAGAUCCCCGUCCAGACUUACGCCCUCCUCCGCGAGAUGAGCUCCGGCAUGGUCCGCAUAGCACUCGAGUGCGAGAAGCGGGCUCCCGACAAGGCCCAGUCGCGUCCCUCGAGGCUGCUCCUUCUCGACGAGCCGCUGUGGACCGUGUUCUGCAACGGGAAGAAGAGCGGGUACGGGAUGCGGCGGGAGGCGACCGAGGAGGACCUGGCCGUGAUGGAGACGCUCCGACCGGUGUCGAUGGGCGUCGGGGUUCUGCCGGGAAGGUCCGACGUGGAGGUGCCCGACGGCGAGGUCGCCUACUUGCGCUCUGGCUUCGAGCACGUGAUCUCGAGCCGUGACUCCGAGACGCUGUACAUGGUCACCCCCGACGGCGGCAACGGCCCCGAGCUCAGCAUCUUUUUUGUCAGGAUCUGAUGAUGGAUGAUCGAUAUAUUCUUGCAAGCAAGCAAGCAUCUUGUGAUGGAGAGAGGGAGGGUGGGAGCAAGAGCUUUGAGAUCGAGAGAGAGGGGAGGUGUCCUAGGGGUUGGGAACAACAACGUAUAUGGUGGCAGUGGCGGCAGGAGAUGCAAAGCAUCUCAUGCGGAGGCAGCAACAGCAUAGUUGCGGACAGGUAACGAUGAUCUCAACGAUACCGGCAAAAGUAAUGAAAGCAGCGAUUAUGAAACAAAUAGCAACCUGUUGCAAUGAUAGACGUGCUAUAUCAAUCUAAUCCGAGCUAAUCCCAUGCCUUUGAUCAACAUAUCUCUUUAUGCUUGCUUCUCAUCAUUUGACCCUUGAUAAAAAUGUUGCCAUCUUAAGGAGUGUUAGCACGCAGCUAUGCUUCGGAUUAAUCCUGCCACAAGAUAAGAAGGCAAAGGUUUCAUCAUGCUUACCCUAAUUUUCUGGCAUUAGGCUUCAGGAUUGCUUAUGGUUCAUGGCUUUUUUUUACAAGUACAAUUCUCGAAUGGGAAGAAGAAUUAUUGCCUUUAGCAUA
Molecule: messenger RNA, 1409 nt
Organism: Elaeis guineensis (African oil palm)
Lineage: Eukaryota; Viridiplantae; Streptophyta; Magnoliopsida; Arecales; Arecaceae
Product: protein MIZU-KUSSEI 1
Biological process (GO): hydrotropism
Source: RefSeq, a predicted model, not a curated record